This is a messenger RNA of Panonychus citri (citrus red mite), 1777 nucleotides long. It is a transcript of the gene G6P, whose product is annotated as glucose-6-phosphatase 2-like. Gene Ontology annotation, cellular component: membrane. Bases 283 to 1341 code for a protein of 352 amino acids. NCBI's taxonomy places the organism in Eukaryota, Metazoa, Arthropoda, Arachnida, Trombidiformes, Tetranychidae. Gene Ontology annotation, biological process: glucose 6-phosphate metabolic process; gluconeogenesis. Gene Ontology annotation, molecular function: glucose-6-phosphatase activity. The record is from RefSeq and is a predicted model, not a curated record. The transcript is spliced from 2 exons.
AAGUGAGAGAGUAAAAUAGUAAACAAAGUGAGUGAGAAACUAACGAAAAAGUGAGAGAGGAAAUUGUUAUUAAAACGAAGAGAAAUUUUCAUUUACCUAUCAGUCUAAAAGUAAUCAAAGAAAAAGAAACAACAUUUAUAUAUGUUUACCUUAAUUAACUUUCACUCUUAACUGUUGAUUAUUUAUUUUUAUUUUAUUCUUUUGUUUUUCAUUUACCGUUACACUUUUUUUUUUUUUUGUUCUUUUUUGUUCUCUCUCAAAUUCUAUUCUCUUCUAUCAAAUAUGAUUUCAAAUGCUAUGGAUCUUGUCCAUGAGAACAGUAUCUUUGCAAUCUCAUUACUUCAGAAUCGAUUUGAUCAAUCGUCGAAAUUAAUGUUCCUCAUAUCGACUUUAUUUGAUCCUCGAUAUGCUUUUCUUUUCUAUGCUCCAAUUUUAUAUUCUCUUGACCGUUAUACUGGACGUAAGAUAAUGUGGGUCGCUGUUAUCUCCGAAUGGUCAAAUCAGAUAUUAAAAUGGAUUCUCCAUGGUGAAAGGCCUUACUGGUGGAUCCAUGAAACCUCAGUUUAUAAUAAGACAGGUUUACCUGAUGUACAACAAUUUGUGAUCACCUGUGAAACUGGACCUGGAUCACCUUCAGGUCAUUCAAUGGUUACCGCUUCCGUUUGGUAUAUUCUGAUUGAAGCUUGGCUACGACAUCGUUCAGUUGAUUCAACUAAAAGCAAUUUAACCGCCAAAUUGGCCUGGUCAUUUUAUACCAUCAUUUUGGCUGUUGUUUCACUUUCACGUGUUUACAUUGCUGCUCAUUUUCCUCAUCAAUGUUUCCUUGGGGGCAUAAUUGGUGUUGCCGUUGCCAUGAUUAUCAGUAAUCUAGAUACAGAUUCACUUUCACGUCGUGGCUAUUUAACUGGUGGUUUCGGCCUUUUUGCCUCGGCCAUGGCCACUUAUGUUUCCCUUAGAGCCUUAGGUGUUGAUCCAAUGUGGUCGGUUGAUCGGGCACUUAAAUGGUGCGCUAAACGGGAAUAUGUUCACCUUGAUACAACUCCUUUCUUUUCAAUUAUGAGAUAUGUUGGCUUCUUUAUCGGUAUGGGAUUAGGAUUAACCUCAUCUUACUCUAAAUCGGCGUCAAAGGUUAAAUUUACUCUGGGAAUGAAAAUUUUAUCCACAAUUUUGGCCUUCGCUGUUUGUAAAGCUUCAGAAUACAUUAAGAUACCAAUGAUUAGUCAACUUUUCUUCUAUUCAAGUGCUCUUCUAAUCAAUAUCAUCUUACCUUAUACAUUUGUCGCUCUUAUCCCUUACAUGGUUAGCAAAUUAUCAGUGAAAGGGAAAACCAAAUCAAAAUAAAUCAUCAUCAUCAUAAUUAUCAUUUCCAUCAAGAUUCGUUUACGUAUCAACAAAAUUAUCAUUGUGAUUCCAAAAGAAGAAGAAAAAAACAAAACUAUUUAUAUUUAUUAUCAUGAAAAUCUCUCUCUCUCUCUAUUUAGAAAAUGAUAUAAUCGAAAUUAAAAUUCAUCUCUAAUCAUCCUCAUCACUUUUCAUCAACAACGAAAACACCGAAAAGGAUAACAACCUAAUCCUCGAGUUUAUAAUUUUUCGAAUUAUUUUUUCCUCUUCCAAAACUCUAAAAUUGUACAAUUUGUGAAUUACUAUUCAUCUAUAAUAGUUCUAAAAUCUAUUGUUAAACACCAUUGAUUGUGUUCAAUUACAAUCAUUAAAAAUUUCAAAAACCAAAACAAAAAACAAUCAAAAAUUGAAAAUAAAAAUUUAAAAUAAACAAAAA